Messenger RNA from Marasmius oreades (fairy-ring Marasmius), 1116 nucleotides. RefSeq lists its product as uncharacterized. NCBI's taxonomy places the organism in Eukaryota, Fungi, Basidiomycota, Agaricomycetes, Agaricales, Marasmiaceae. The record is from RefSeq and is a predicted model, not a curated record. The coding region runs from base 38 to 1039 and encodes 333 amino acids. The transcript is spliced from 5 exons.
UUCUUCUUUCAUCCAGCAUACCGAGUACCGUAUCUCAAUGGCACCAUUCCACGACGCACUGAAAGUCACAUAUCACAGGACCAUUCACACAGAACGCGACGAUGUACACGUCUAUUCCGGAGUUAUCGACAGUGAAUGGGUACCAAAUGGAGGAUAUGUUCUAGGACUUAUCCUACAAGCGUGUAUUCAACGUCAGGCAGGAAUGGCGCAUCGAGAUCCUAUCCACAUAACUGCCCACUUCUUACGCACGACUUCAAUACAGCCUUUUGAAGUCCAUAUCAGGCAGUUUAGAGAAGGGAAAACGUUCACUAAUCUUGGCGCUGAACUGCUCCAAGACAAUAUCACCAGAGUCUCAACUCACCAGAUGUUCGGCGUUCUAUCUCCAACCACCUCGUCAGGUUCAUUAUUGACAAUCACCCCACCUUCAACAUACGCUCGCCGACUUCCUCUCUACCAACACCCUUCCAACGCCCCUUUAACCUCGCUACGUACCCCAUACCAGUUUGCAUCUCGGCUGAAAGCAACCAGAGAACCGGAGAUUGUAGCCAAGAACGCUCUCGAUGGCUCGAACCGGACGAGCGAAACUUCUAUCGGUGGCCCCGGUUUGGAAUGGGGACAGUGGUUAACGUUUAAACAUGAACAGGACACGUUAACGCCACCUUCGAUAGCAUUUUUGGCGGACAUGUUUCGAAGUCCACCUUCGCUAUUGCCGAAAAGCGAGCGGUUGGGCUUGCCUAGCGUUGCCUGGUUCCCGACUCUGAUAAUGACCUUGGAAUUCAAGUUUCCUAUCCCACCUCAAUCUUCUCAGCGAACUGCAGGACUCUAUACCAACUGCAGAUUCAUUAAUGACCCUGCGGGUCGACAUGAUGUUUACGUCGAAGUGUGGUCAGCUCCAUGCAAUGUUGGUGAAGGCAAGAAAGAACACGGAUGGAGGGAGAAGCAGGUUUGUAUUGCGGUAUCUACCCAAACUGCUGUGAUUGUGCCGAUGCAAAAUAAUACAGCAAAGGCAAAGGAAGGGGAUAGAGGUCCGAAAUUGUGAUGUACAGGUUACACUGCUGAUUGUACUACAGUCAUUUCUGGGAUAAAUGCAACGAGACCAACACAUUGUUUUCAUGA